CAUACGUAAAGGAAAAUCACCGUACAGACAUGGUGAUUCUGUGACAUUUAGCUGUAAAGCCAACUUCUCCAUGAAAGGAAAUCAAUCUGUUUGGUGCCAAGCAAACAAAAGCUGGGGUCCAACACCACUGCCCACCUGUGAGAGCGAUUUUCCUCUGGAGUGUCCAUCACUUCCCCAGAUUUCCAAUGGAUAUCACACAGGGAAAAGCAGCAAACACUUCGUCCCAGGAUUGUCUGUGGCUUAUGGUUGUAACUCUGGCUACUUGCUCCAAGGACCAAAGACGAUUAUGUGCUUGUCUUCAGGCCAGUGGAGUGCUGCCAUUCCUGUGUGCAAAGAGGCACAGUGUGACCCUAUAGGACAAUUUCCCAAUGGGCAGAUCACUGAACCCCCAAGUCUUCGGGUUGGUGCAACUGUGACGUUUUCCUGUAAUGCAGGGUACAGAUUACAAGGCCAGCCCUCCAGUCAGUGUGUGAUUGCUGAACAGAGAGCUACAUGGACCAAGAAGCCAAUAUGCAAAGAAAUUCUUUGCCCACCACCUUCUCCUAUUCUCAAUGGAAGACUCAGCUCUUCAAUGAAUGUUUCAUAUGGAAGCACCGUAACUUACACUUGUGACCCAGGCCCAGAGGAAGGAGUGACCUUUAUCCUUAUUGGGGAGAAGACCAUCCACUGCACAAUGAACAGUCAGAAUAUGGGGACCUGGAGUGGUCCUGCCCCACACUGCAGACUUUCUACUCCUGCGCUUCAUUGUCCUCAUCCCCAAAUCCUAAGAGGUCAUAUUUUUUCUGAGAAGAAAGAUCAGUAUUCUUAUAAUGACACAGUGAUAUUUGAUUGUAAGCCUGGCUUCACCUUGAAGGGCAGCAGGAGAACCAGAUGCAAUGCCCAGGGCACAUGGGAGCCGCCAGUACCAGUCUGUGAGAAGGAAUGUCAGGCCCCUCCUCAGAUCCCCAAUGGACAAAAGGAAGAUCAACAUACUGUCCGGUUUGUUCCUGGCACCUCCAUAAAAUAUAGCUGUAAUCCUGGCUAUACACUGGUUGGAGAAGAGUCCAUCCAUUGCACCCCUGAGGGGCAGUGGACGCCCACUCUCCCCCAGUGCAAAGCUACAGAAUGUAAACCAUCAGGACCUCAACUCUUUAAAAAACCUCAGGAUACAGUUAUUAGACCAGCCAUUUAUUCUACUUGUGGUGAAGGGUACCGAUUGGGUGAGAAUGCUUAUCAGCUAUGUCAAGGAACGCCUCCUUGGUAUAUGGAGAUCCAUCUCUGUGAAGAAAUCACCUGCCCACCACCUCCUGUUAUCUCUGAUGGGACACACACAGGGAGUUCCUCAGAAAACGUCCCAUUUGGAACCUCAGUCACUUACACGUGUGACCCUGGACCAGAGGAAGGGGUGCAGUUCGGCCUCAUUGGGGAGCGCACCAUCCACUGCACGAGCCCUGAUGGAGAGAACGGCACCUGGAGCAGCCCUGCACCUCUCUGUAAACUCUCCCUCCCUGUUGCCCAGUGCUCAGAGCCCCACAUUGCAAAUGGAUUCAAGAUAUCCAGAAAAGAAGCCCCAUAUUCCUACAAUGACAGUGUGACAUUAACAUGUCAGAGGGGAUUUAUUUUGAAAGGCAGUGCUCAAAUUCGUUGCAAAGCUAACAACACUUGGGAUCCUGAAAUUCCAGUUUGUGCAAAAGGAGGGUGUGAGUCUGUGGCAGAGAUUCCGGAUGGCUCCCAUGUGGAGCUUGUGAACGCAUCCUGUAGAGAGGGGUACCAGUUGAGUGGAUAUAGUUAUAGGAAGUGCCAAGAUGCCAGGAAUGGAGUCUGGUUUCAAAAAAGUGCACACUGUGAAGCUAUCCACUGCCAGCCUCCACCAGCGAUUGACAAUGGGAGACCCACAGGCAUGCUGGCAAAACAGUUUCAGUACGGACAUGAAGUCUCUUACAAAUGUGACCCAGGAUUCCAUAUUUCGGGAAAGCAGAGCUUGAAGUGCAGAAGUAAUUCUGAAGGACAUGGAUCUUGGAGUGGGCCUCCCCCACAGUGCUUACGAUCGCCUCCUGUGACCCACUGCCCUCAUCCCGAUAUCAAACACGGGCACCCAGUCAACAAAACUCAUUCCGUGUACUCUCACAAUGAUGUAGUGCAUGUUGCCUGCAAUCCUGGCUUCAUCAUGAAAGGCAGUCACUCAAUAAGGUGCCAUACGGAUAACACAUGGGUGCCAAGGGUACCCACCUGUAUCCGGAAGGCUUUCAUAGCAUGUCCGCCUCCACAUGCAGUGCUCAACGGGAACCAUACCGGUGGAAGUGCAACUCAGUUUGUCCCCGGGAUGUCAGUGCAAUACACCUGUGACCCAGGUUAUGUGCUGGUGGGGGAGCCGCUCCUGCUCUGCACACACGAGGGAGCCUGGAGCUCAGCUGCCCCUUACUGUAAAGAGGUGAACUGUAGCUUCCCUGAGAACUCAUAUGGAAUUCAAAAGGGACUGGAGCCUGAGAAGAUGUACCAGUACGGGUCCAUUGUAACCAUGGAGUGCAAAGAUGGGUACACCCUGGAGGGCAGUCCCCAGAGCCAGUGCCAGGACGACCACCAGUGGGACCCUCCUCUGGCGGUCUGCAGAUCCCGUAAGUAUUGUUCUAGGCACAGGAUUUGUUCUCUUGUUGGUUAUUGCCGCCUUAUGUAUGAUAUCAAAACUCAGAGGAGGGCCGACCGACCGAGCACACCUGGGCCCGGCAGGUGCAGCGCGAGAGCCGAGCCCGGAGCGACAGCGCGGGGACGGCGCCACCGAGGGGAAGCUGUAGUCAAAGCCCUGCCGGACCCGGGAGAGGAUCCGGCCACCGCACUGGCUUUCCGCGUUCCUCGAUUCCCUCGGAGGUCGCGCAGGUUUCUGAUGGCCGGGAACAUGUGGCCGCCGGGCGGAGGAGGAGCGCUGCUGGCCACCCUGUUGCUGCUGGCUCCGUGGACCGCCGAGGGUCAGUGUGGAGUCCCGGAAUACUUUGCAUCUGCCAUGCCUACAGAUCCAUUUGAGGAGUCUGAGUUUCCUAUUGGGACAUCUUUGAAGUACGAAUGCCGUCCAGGUUAUUUCAAGAAGAAGUUCUCGAUCACAUGCCAGAAUAAUUCAGUCUGGACAAGUGCCAAGGAUGUGUGUAAUCGUAAGCCAUGUAAAACACCUUCUGACCCUGUGAAUGGCAUGGUAACUGUAGUCUCGGACAUCACAUUUGGAUCUGAGAUUAAGUACAGUUGUAAUCAAGGGUACCGCCUUAUUGGUUCCUCCACCGCCAUGUGUGUGCUCUCGGGCAGUGCUGUUGUGUGGGAUAACGAACCGCCUGUCUGUGAGAGAAUUCCUUGUGAGCCACCUCCAACUAUCGCUAAUGGAGAUUUCUACAGCAUCAACAGAGACUAUUUCAUGUAUGGAGCGGUGGUGACCUAUCACUGCAAUACUGGGACAAGAGGGAAGACCUUUCAGCUUGUGGGGGAGCCCAGAAUAUUCUGCACCAGCAGUGAUAAUGAAGUGGGCAUCUGGAGCGGCCCUGCCCCUCAGUGCAUCCUACCUAAUACGUGCUUACCUCCGCUCGUUGAAAAUGCAGUCAUGGUAUCUGAAAACAAAACUGUAUUUUCCUUAAAUGAGAUUGUGGAGUUGAUGUGUCGGCCUGGCUUCCGCAUGAGCGGCCCCUCCAGCGUGCAGUGCCAGGCCAAAAACAAGUGGGCACCAGAGCUGCCAAGCUGCUCCAUGGUGUGUCAGCCACCCCCCGACAUCCUGCAUGGUCAGUACACUCCAAGCAACCAGGACUUCUUCCCCCAGCAGGAAGUGUCCUACAGCUGUGAGCCUGGCUACCACCUCAUCGGUGCUGCCACUCUGCGCUGCACCGCUCAGGGAGACUGGAGCCCCGCAGCCCCAUCCUGUGAAGUGAGAGUGUGUGACGUCUUCCCAGACCAGCUCCCUAAUGGUAGUGUGCUAUCUCCACUUGAUCUCCAGCCUGGAGCGAAAGUGUUCUUUACUUGUAAUGAAGGGUUUCGACUCGUUGGUAAGUCAUCUGCGAAAUGUAUCAUCUCAGGAAAAGCCACCAGGUGGGACACAGGGCCACCGAUCUGUGAGCAGAUUACUUGUGAUCCACCCCCAACCAUUGCCCAUGGGGAUUUCUUGAGCACCCACAGAGACAGUUUUGUAUAUGGAACGGUGGUGACCUAUCGCUGCAACCUUGGAGAAAGUGGGAUGAAGAUCUUUGACCUGGUGGGCAAGCCGACCAUAUCCUGCACCAGCACCAACAGCCAGGGCAUCUGGAGCGGCCCUGCCCCUCAGUGCGUCGCACUUACUAUGUGCACACUUCCACGCAUUGAAAAUGCAGAAGUGAUAUCUGAGUACAGAACUGAAUUUUCCUUAAAUGACAUUGUGGAGUUUGCGUGUCAGCCUGGCUUCAUCAUGAGCGGCUCCUCCAGGGUGCAGUGCCAGGCCCUAAACAAGUGGGUGCCAGACUUGCCAAGCUGCUCCAUGGUGAAAGCAUGUGACGUCUUCCCAGACCAGCUCCCUAAUGGCCAUGUGCUAUCUCCAGCUGAUCUCCAGCCUGGAGCGAAAGUGUCCUUUACUUGUAAUGAAGGGUUCCGAUUAAGAGGCAGCUCUACUAGUCACUGUGUCUUGGACAACAUGAGAAGCUUCUGGAAUAGCAGCACUCCUGAGUGUGAACAAAUCUUUUGUCCCAACCCUCCAACUAUCAUCAAUGGGAGGUACACAGACACUUUUCUGGGAGCUAUUCCUUAUGGAAAAGAAAUAUCUUACACAUGCAACACCCACCCAGACAGAGGGAUGACCUUCAGCCUUGUUGGGGAGAGCACCAUCCGCUGCAUAAGUGACAGCAAAGGCAAUGGGGUGUGGAGUGGCCCUGCCCCUCACUGUGAACUUCCUGUUCUUUCUGCAUGCCCAUCUCCACCAAAGAUCCAGAAUGGGCGUCACACCGGAGAGCAUGUGUCUUCUUACCUUCCUGGGAUGAAAUUCUCCUACACUUGCGACCCUGGCUUCCUGGUGGAAGGAUCUGCCUUUGUAUUCUGUACAGACCAGAGGACCUGGAGCCGACUUGAUCAUUUUUGCACAAAGGUAAAGUGUGGCCCUCCAAGUGAGAUUAUGAACGGAAUCCUGGAGGUGUUCCAAAUGAGACCAGCGUAUCACUACGGAGAUAAUGUAACUUUGAAGUGUAAGGAUGGGUACGCACUGGAUGGCUCUCCCCACAGCCAGUGCCAAGCCGAUGGCACGUGGGCCCCUCCUCUGGCCAGCUGCACAUCUCGCUCACGUAAUAUUUCUAAACUUGGCAUUUCCUGUGGUGUGAUCUUCCUUAUCUCAGCCAUAGUUGUUUCCUUGUGGAUAUUUCUAAAGUGCAAAAAAGGCACUAACAGAGGUGAAAAAUCUACAGAAGUCACUGUCCAUUUGUAUCCUCCAGAAGGCAACUGUUUAUCCUCAGACUCAGCUCAUGAGCCAGGAAGACAGCAGAGGCCCUCUUCCACACAGUACUAGAAAACUGCUGGCGAACACCUCCGAUUCCGUGUGACUUGGAGAGGAGCCAAUUCAUUUCAACAGUAAGAUAAUCUGAGAUUCUGAAAUCCUUCAAGCGACCCCACGGAGAUGAUGCGAGCGGUCCCCUGAAGCUGCGGAGGCAUUCCCGGCGUGCGUGCGUGCGUGCGUGCGUGCAGCAGAGCGCCCACCUCGGCCUGGCUGGCGAACAUUGCCGAACCUCUCUGCUAGCUGGCCAGAGGAGAAGAUUGCACUUUGAACGUAGAAAAGAGCUUUGUUUACUGACAGGUAGCAAGCUGUUGCCUAGCAGUUCUGGUUUACAAGUCUGUCGUUUUCCUUCCUUAUUGUAAAAUGUUUAUAACUUGAAAUAGUUAAAAUAGUACUUGGAAAAUACAGGGAGAUAU
Molecule: messenger RNA, 5874 nt
Organism: Octodon degus (degu)
Lineage: Eukaryota; Metazoa; Chordata; Mammalia; Rodentia; Octodontidae
Gene: Cr1
Product: complement C3b/C4b receptor 1 (Knops blood group)
Exons: 33
Coding region: 71-5473 (1800 amino acids)
Source: RefSeq, a predicted model, not a curated record